AUGGCAAGUUUAACAUAAAUGACAGGGUUUUUUACAAAACAAAGAAAAAAAAAUAAGACUUUUAAAAUUUCUUAUUUCUUUGUUGACUCUUAUGGCACAAUGUAUUACCUUUCAAAUCUCGCGCAAUUAAACUAUUAUAUUAAAAAUAGUAAUAGUGAAUUAGAUGUAUUAAAAGAAAUUAUUUAGAUAAUCUCUAAAUUAGAAAGUUCUAAUGCUAUAUCUAAAAUGUCUAUAUAAAAUUGUAGAAUCUCUGGAAUCAAAACAUUAUAAGCAUAUGAUAAUGUACCAUUUUAUCAUCGUCAGCAUUUUGAACUUUAGAUUUCUUAAAAAAAUGUUAUCAAAGUCCUUCAAGUAUAUUCAACUAUUGAAGAUGACAUUGAUAUAUUAUAAGAUGUAAUCAAAUAAGGAUCAUAAAAAUAAAGACCUGUUUAAUAGUUACUAUUAAAUUCAGAAAUUGAAAAAAAAAAUGCAUUUAUUGAAGAAAUUUUGAAUUUCUUAAAAAAAUAUGAAGGAGAAACUAUAAAUGUUAAUGCAAACGAAAUAUAAUAAGAUAGCAAAUUAUAUUAUACAGGCUAAAUUGUAGAUGGAAAACCAGAAGGAUAAGGAACCUUAUUUUAUAAUUUAGAAGGAAUUCAUUAUAAAGGAACCUUUUAAAAUGGUAAAAAACAUGGUGUUGGCUAUAUAGCAAACAGUAAUCUAGAUUAAAUUGAUUGUGAAUUCGAAAAUGAUAUAUUAACUGGUAUUUGA
This is a messenger RNA of Paramecium sonneborni, 747 nucleotides long. Lineage: Eukaryota; Ciliophora; Oligohymenophorea; Peniculida; Parameciidae. The record is from the annotation of a GenBank genome assembly.